Messenger RNA from Condylostylus longicornis, 854 nucleotides. Its product is annotated as RNA-binding protein FUS-like. The record is from RefSeq and is a predicted model, not a curated record. The coding region runs from base 253 to 708 and encodes 151 amino acids. NCBI's taxonomy places the organism in Eukaryota, Metazoa, Arthropoda, Insecta, Diptera, Dolichopodidae. The transcript has 3 exons.
AGUUUAUAAUCAAUUAAAAUUUAUUUGAUUUUUUCUUUUUAUUUAAAGUAUUUAGCAAAUUGUUUAUAAAAUCUUACAUUUUAUAAUUUGGACAAUUGUUAAAAUAUUUUCUUUAAAAUUUUUAGUUUUGUAUAAUAGUUGUGAGCUAAGAAUUUUCAUUUGAAUACUGGAGGUUUUAAAGUGUGAACAAAGAAAAUAGGAUCAAAUACUACAUUUAAACAUUUCCAUUUACAAAAAAAAAAAGAAAUAACAAUGAAUCACAGUAAUCAGUAUUGGCAAUCCACACAACCUAAUCCAAACUUUGUCCAAGAUAGGCCAAUUUAUGAUAAUUCGUUGGGCCAAACAGUAACAAAUAUUCCUUGUUAUGGAAAUGGUUUGGGUGCUUCAAUUAGUACACAACCAAGCUAUCCAAAUUAUGGUCAAGGAUUAGGUCAAUCUAUACAAACACAACCAAGUUAUGGUUAUGGUCAAGGUUUAGGACAAUCAAUUAGUUCUCAUCCAAGUUAUGGAUUCGGAGGUAAUAUGGGGCAAUCAAUUAGUAGUCAACCUAGUUAUGGUUUCGGUGGAUCAGGUGGGUUAGGACAAUCAAUAAGUACACAACCAAGUUAUCAGCCAAUCGGGGGACUAGGAACAUCUAUUAGUUCGCAACCAAGUUAUGGAGGUGGUGGUUUUUCAGAGAAUAUACAAACUCGUCCAAGUCAAUUUUGACGAUGGUCUUGGAUUUUAUUUUAUAUAUUUGUAUUUAUUGCUUUUCUUGUAAUGAAAAAUUUACUGUAUUCAAAAAAAGUAUUAAAUAAUGAAGAAGAACGUAUAGCUAUCUAAAUAAAUGUUUAAAAACUUAAAUAGAAUCAAGA